AUGGGGAGGUGGGACUUGCACGUUACCGAAUGGAAUUUUUCGUUUAUCGGAAUGGCAACAAGAUUUAAUCCAAAUGAUAUUGCACCUCCUAUACAUGCUCAAGUUUGGAUUCGAAUAUAUAGGCUUAGCCAGGAUUAUUGGCAUCCACGCCACCUUCUUGAAAUUGCGAGGGGAGUGGGUACUCCUUUGCAACUUGAUAAGGCCACGAAGGAGCGCCAGUUUGGAUAUUAUGCUCGUGCUUUGGUUGAUGUGGAUCUAGCUGUUGACCUCCCCUCCUCCAUCAUGGUGGAGCGUGAGGGUCAUAGUUUUCCCAUUGAUAUAGUUUAUGAAAAAUUGCCGGACAAAUGUAACCAUUGUGGAAUCUUGGGACAUACCAUUGAUCGUUGCCGUCACCUUAAGAAGAAAAAUGUGGCAAUGGAUUCCCAACCUUCUCUAGCGGCAGGACGAAAGGUAAAUAAUAGAACAGAGUAUCGGGUUAUUCAAGACCCAAAAAGAAAUGAAUGUGUUGAUCUGAUAGUUGUUGAUAAGAUGCAACCUAUUGAAGAGGUAGUCCAUUCAUCCUCUCCAAUGGAGUUGAACUCUCCUCUUGAUCAGCAACCGGACAAUCUGGCAAAUGAAAUAAUUGAAUCAGCGGCCAAUGAGAUCAUCAAUUUAGUGGCUGAUUUAGUGGUGAAUGAGCCAAUGGAAGUGACUAAGCCAACUAUAGGUGCUUUGAUUAGUAAGCCAACUGGGAAAGCAUUGCAGGAUGAGCAAGGAAAAAAUGUAAUUGGGGAUGACUCGGAGUCUGACGAGGCUAUCACCCCUCAUUCUCAACGUUUUGAAGUUAAUUAUGGCGAUUUGGGUACUAAUGUUGGUCAGCUUGUGUGCCAGCAUUCCUCUCCUAAUUCUUCUGAUCUUCAAGAAUGUGCUAAAAUUUGUGAUAUUGUUAAUGAAGACAGAAUGACUUUAGUUCUUUCAAAAUCCCAAAAAGCAAAGAUGAGGAAAAAGAUUAGAGAUGGGAAUAUUUCUAAAGAAGUCAGGGAACCCUAUCCAACCCGCUUUAGGGUCCCCAUAGAACGACUUGAUUUAUGA
Malus domestica (apple) is the source of this 1071-nucleotide messenger RNA. The record is from RefSeq and is a predicted model, not a curated record. NCBI's taxonomy places the organism in Eukaryota, Viridiplantae, Streptophyta, Magnoliopsida, Rosales, Rosaceae.